CAUUAUGGGACGUGGGUCGAAAUGCAUUCUGGGACAGCAGGUCCGUGCUUUUGUUAGCUGUGUAGUUAGCCAGCUAGCUGUGUAUCCCCUGUGCGCUGAUAUAGUAGGGACAAAUAACAACAACACCACUGUUUCAUUGUAAUGCACCUAAAAUAAUGUGUAAACAGUGAUAGUUUUGGUCAUAUUAGUUGCAUGAACCAUGCCAAAUUUUUGCGCGGCUCCGAACUGCACCCGGAAAAGCACCCAGUCUGAUCUGGCUUUCUUCAGGUUUCCGAGGGACCCCGAGAGAUGUCGGCUGUGGGUAGAGAACUGUCGCCGUGCCGAUCUCGAAGAGAAAACUCCGGAUCAGCUGAAUAAGCAUUACAGACUUUGUGCAAAGCACUUUGAGCCAGCGAUGAUUUGUAAAACAAGCCCUUACAGGACCGUGCUGAGAGAUACUGCUAUCCCUACCAUUUUUGAUUUAACAAGUCACCUCAGUAAUCCACACAGCAGACAUCGGAAACGCAUCAAAAUUCUGACAGAUGAAGAGGUUCAGCAAAUCAAAGAGCGGAGAUUGGAGUCUUCAAUAGAACAGAUGCUCUCAAAAAAGGAAAACACCGCCGGCGAGGACGACGCAGAGGUCGACGAUGUACCCCAGUUGACCGCGCCUCAAAAAGAGCUAAGAGAGUUCUUGAGGUCUUUGUUUGAAGUGAUUAUUUUAAUCGGAAAACAGAACAUCCCGUCGAGUUACCAGUCAACAGAGGAGCCGUUUCGAAUGAGCACGUUUCAGGCGUUGCUGGAAAACCGCAUCAAUGCUGGCGAUGAAGUUCUCAGAGCGCGGUUUGAAGCAGCCGCUAUUAACGAGGAGUUUUGGCCAGGAGCACAACAGAAGCAACUGCUGGAAGUCUGCGAGAGAUGCAUCCGCGACGAGCUUCUGCAGGAAGUCCGAGAAAGCCGCUUCUUUUCACUGGUGACCGGAGAGCUCGUGGAAUUUCCUGAAGGGCAGCACAUCCCAGUGUUCUUGCGUUUUGUGGACCAGAGCAACACUCUACGGGAGGAGUUUGUAGAGUUUAUUUUGUUCGAGGGAGAGGAGAAGUCUAUGGCAGACAAAUUGGAGUCUCACAUCAUGAAAGAAUGGGAUCUGAGCAUGGACAACUGCAGAGGUCAAGCACACGCAGGCUCCGGUGUCUUUGGAAGCAAGAUGAAAGCCGUAGCCAACCAUCUGAUGGAGAAAUACACGAUGGCCAUGAACACACCAUGUGCAACCUUUGCACUUAACAUCCACCUAGCUAACAGUAUUCCGCUGACUGGCGUUCAAGUCGUGAUGUCGGUCCUCAAAAAGACAGACGCCUUCUUUAAAGCUUCUCCACUUCUGCAGGCCGAACUAGAUGGCGCCAUUUCCAUUCUCUCUCAGGGCAGCGUAGAGAAAGGAGACGAUCUCAAAGAGAACUGCCGUGCCACCUGGACAGAGCUGCAUAACGUGUUCGAGAUGGCAGUUGAAUUGUUAGAGCCACUGUUGCUCUGCAUGGACAGCAUACAUGACAACGAAGACUUGAAGUGGAACGACCAAUUCACCAGCGACGCUUAUGCCAUCUCGGAGGCGUUAGCUGAUUUCGAGUUUAUCGUUACUCUGGUCGUGAUGAAAAACGCUCUCUCGUUCACGAGAGCCUUCGGGAAAAACUUGCAAGGAGAGACUCUCGAUGUGUAUUUUGCAGCCAGCAGCUUAACAGCCGUCUUGCAUUCUUUGCAUGAAGUUCUAGACAACAUCGAAGUGUACCAUGAGUUCUGGUUUGAGGAAGCUGUAAAUCUGGCCACAGCCAUGGAGAUCCCAGUCAAAGUGCCCAGAUUGUUCCUCAGAAAGCAACGCACGAUCGAAAUGGUAGAAAUACAGGCCGAGUCCUUUUACAAAGAAUACCUAACUCUUCCGCUCAUGGAGCACAUCACUCAGGAAGUGAAGGACAUGUUCUCGGAUAACCAUAUCAGGGCUCUUAAGUGCCUGUCUCUUGUUCCUGCAGUCAUGGGCCAGAUGAAAUUUAACACCUCAGAGGAAGCCCACGCGGACAUAUUCAGAAGCGAUCUUCCUCAGCCAGACACACUUCUGGCAGAGCUUCACUGCUGGAGGAUCAAAUGGAAACACAGGGGAAAAGAAGUCAACCUGCCGUGCACCAUUCACGAAACGCUGCAGCACUCGGACGUCAAGUUCUUCCCGAACGUCAACGCGUUCCUCCGAAUUCUGGCUUCGUUACCCGUGUUGGCAUUCAGAGGUCAGGAAGGCACCGGACAGAAACGAAUACAGGCUUACCUUUCAGAUACACCAGUGAGGCACAGGUCAAAGAGUUUGGCUGUGCUGAACAUCAACUACCAUGUUAAACUCGAUCUAGAUGAAAUGGUUGAAUGUUACAUCAAAAGUUACCCAGAAGACGAAAGCGAUUGAAUGAAUAUCGGCGUCUGCUGUGACUUAACAGUGGAGAUCUUCCCCAAAUCACACUGUAUUUACGAGCAUAGGAUAGAUUAAAUUAUUUCUAUAUUUUUUUAACUGCUGUAUAUAAUUUGAAAUUUUUGAUGAAUGUUUUAGUCAUUACAAUGUUAAAUGUAUUUAUAUUGUUUUAUAUUAUACAGACCUUUAUGCAUUUAAACAAAUGGGUGUAAAUCAGCGUGUGUAAAUUUCACCUGUGAAACCGGAUGCGAACGUGAAAACGUUAACAGUCCGAAACGUGAGAAAGCCGCAUUGUUUUGUUUUUAAGUGUUCAUUUACAGUGUAAAUAAAUGUCCCUGGUUUUAAUAUGA
This is a messenger RNA of Silurus meridionalis, 2766 nucleotides long. It is a transcript of the gene thap12b, whose product is annotated as THAP domain containing 12b. The transcript is spliced from 5 exons. The record is from RefSeq and is a predicted model, not a curated record. Lineage: Eukaryota; Metazoa; Chordata; Actinopteri; Siluriformes; Siluridae. The coding region runs from base 200 to 2413 and encodes 737 amino acids.